GGACAUGGUAAACUCAAUCUUGUUUUUAAAUAUUUAUUUUUGUUUCAGUCGAACAUAUUAUAAUGAAUAUUUCUUCUCUUUCAGGAGGUGUUUUAUCAAGAUUCGUCACAAACAUUGCUCCAUCUCAGCAACAAUCUGUUGUUGAAACACAAAAAGAAGUUAUUGCAACUUGUAAUAAGUUAAUACAAGAGAAACCGUCUCGUAACUUCGCAAUCAUACAUCUUUUGGGCAAACAAUGGCGUGUUACCGACGGAGAUCUGCUUGUAGUUGAGGGUUACUGGCCACCAAAUAUCGGAGAUAAAAUAAAACUAGACAAAGUGUUACUAGCAGCCACCAAAGACUUUUCACUCAUCGGACGGCCACUGGUCCAACCUGGCUUAGUGACAGUUACAGCAACAGUAAUUUCUAAGGGCUUAUCUCACACACGCACACAUUUCAAGAAGAAAAGGAGGAAGCAAUUCAUGCGCAUAAACUUCCAAAGAGCUCAACAAACAAUGUUAAGAAUAAACUCUGUUGAAAUUGCAAAUAAGAUUAAUGAAGACUUGAGGAAUGUAUUCUAGUUAUAUAUAUGUUAAAAUAUGUUUCAUUGUAGAUAAUAAAACAAAAUAUUUGUAUUUCUGUUAUUUAUUUGCACUGUCUAAGUUAAAAUUAAUAAAUAGGUAUACCUUAAUUUAAUAAAAUCUAUUCUUUAUCUGCAAAGACCAUUUUACUAAAAACUUUUAUCCUAAAGGUUUUCAUGUCUGAAAAAUAUUUUAAAAUGUUAAUAAUGAAAUAUUGUGUUAAAUAAUUUAAAAGAAUAUUUAUGUUAUUAUAAAUUACACAUAUUUCUAAAAUAAUUUUUCUAAUUAAAACUUUCAUUUAAAUACUUAAAUAUUUUGAAAUUAACCAUUUAACUGGAUAUUAUCACAGUAUUCCUGAAAUAUAUUCUUAUGUUCCUCUCUAAGAAAUCGUUUCAUACCUUUGAACAGAUAAAAUAACUUUUUGUUUUCAAGUAAAUCAGACAAUGUUUUCAAUAAUUUUCCAUAGUCUCCUUCCUUUUUGUAUGCAGAUAUAGAUGAUUGAAAGGUUUUAUAUUGAUCUGUAUCUAAAAGGAUUUUUAUCUCCUUGACAAAAUCGAUUAGAGAUUCAGGAGCCACUUUCUCUAUGCUGCCGGUGCUUGUUAUAUCCUUGCUCUUAUGGAGGUUUUCAUCAAAACCAAAUGCUUUUAUUUUUAACUUCUUUUUUCUAGUAACAGUACUAACAUUGAUUUCAUCAGCAUUUCUUUUAUGUAUUGAUACCAGAGACUGUGAUGUUUUUUGUAUACAAUCACUACUACUAUCUAGAGCAUUGAAAAGGUCUCUAGUUUCUUUGGGCCUAAAUUCAUUCAGGUACGAUGAUGCUUGAGCAUUUUUGUAAAAAUCCAUAGAAAAAUCAGCAUACACUUCAUUAGAGUUUGGAUAUUCGUUCACUGACUUUUUAUUUGGGUUUUUAUUUAUAGUUCUUGUGUUUGCGGAUGGAAAUGAAACACCUUUGGUCAUUGUUAUGUUGUUAUCCUUAUAAUUUAUAUUAGAUUCAUGUGGAUAAAGUGGCUUUAAUCUUGGAGCAGGUAAAGAAGAUUCGGCAGUUUUAAAGAAUCUACAGAUUUCACUUACAGUUUCACCAAAUUUAUUUGAUAAGUUUAUGUAAUCUCUGAGCCAGGCAGACAGUUGAUUUUUUAACUUAGGGCUAUUAAAUCUACUGUCACAUAGUAAAAUGGCGCCAUAGUCAUUUUGAUGACGUAUUACUCUCCCAAUUGCUUGAUUGACUGCCCUUGUUGCUUCUAAAGCAUACCAUUCAUCACCAGAUAAGUACUCUUUAUCCUUGACUCUCAGUUCCUCUAAAUAUUUCUUUUUUAGAAUAAUCCGUGGAUCUUUUAAUGGUGGAAAGGGUAGUCCAGUAAUAAUAACAGCUCUUCCAUUCAUAUCUGCAAAGUCUAAACCUUCUGAUACUUUCCCCCUGCAUACUGCCAUGAAACAAGCACCUUUUGUGUUGGGAUCACUUAUUUUACUGUAGUAAUCAUUUAUAAUUGCAUUAAAAGUAUCUUUACGUUGAGGUUCAACAAAUAUUGGUUUUAUGUUGUUGAUACUUGACCAAAUACCCUCAUUUUGCCACAUCUCUUGACAUUUUGACAUAAUUGGAUAUGAGGGAAAGAAAACCAAAAGCCCAUCAGGAACUACCCUGCUAAAGCUCAAAAUUGUUCUGCCCAAAGAUGU
Parnassius mnemosyne (clouded apollo) is the source of this 2231-nucleotide messenger RNA. The record is from the annotation of a GenBank genome assembly. Lineage: Eukaryota; Metazoa; Arthropoda; Insecta; Lepidoptera; Papilionidae.